Trachemys scripta elegans is the source of this 6256-nucleotide messenger RNA. RefSeq names its product myomesin 1 (gene MYOM1). The transcript is spliced from 39 exons. Gene Ontology annotation, molecular function: protein binding. The coding region runs from base 222 to 4997 and encodes 1591 amino acids. NCBI's taxonomy places the organism in Eukaryota, Metazoa, Chordata, Testudines, Emydidae. The record is from RefSeq and is a predicted model, not a curated record.
UCCACUGACUACAGGCAUUAUUUCUGUUCUGGACCUUGGAGUCCAGUUCUUAGCCCCGGUCCUGACACCUCUUUGCUGGAUUUAAUUUUGCUGGAUUUUUCUUUCUAUCAUUCAUCCACUUCAGGACUUUUAUAUUUGUCAUUGUUCAUUUGGCAACUGACGGUGCACACCUUAGCAUUUCCAGGCAGAAAAGCACAGUGGACAGUGAGUUAGGAGGCACCAUGAUGGCUUUACCUUUCUACCAGAAACAUCACCAACACUAUGACCGUGCGUACCGCCACAAAGAGCUGCAAUCCACUCUGAGCCAGUACCAAAAGGAGGAGAAGCGUAAAUCGGCUGUCUACAGUCAUGGGUCUACAGCCUACACUCGUGGAUCUGCCGCCUACCGCCAUGGGUCUGCAGCAGCUUACGGUCAUGAGUCUGCAGCAGCCUACAGUCAUGGAUCAGCAGCCUAUGGUCACGAGUCUGCAGCCUACAGUCAUGGAUCUGCAGCCUAUGAUCAUGAAUCUGCAGCUCAGAGUAGGAGGUCUGCUGCCUACAGUCUUGGAUCAGAAUCCCUCAGUAAGAUGUCUUCAGCCUAUGAUCAUGAAUCUGCAGCGCACAGUAGGAGGUCUGCUGCCUACAGUCUUGGAUCAGAAUCCCUCAGUAAGAGGUCUGCUGCCUACAGUCUUGGAUCUGAAGCCUACAGUCACGGACUAAAAGAUUCCAAUAUAAUGAUAGAAGAUCGAUCCUAUAAAUUGAGUCCCAAAGCAAAGAGGGCAAAGCAGAGUUUAUUCUCUGAGGAGAAAGAAAAUAAAGCCAUUGACUAUGUAGUACCAGUGUUCACAGGACGUCAAGUGUAUGUCAGCGGAAUUACAGAUACAGAAGAGGAAAGAAUUAAGGAGAGUGCUGCAUACAUUGCCAGAAGGAACCUCUUUGCUACAGGCGAAGGAAUUAGUGCAACUAGAGUGGCCACUUCAUCCUCUACAGAAGAGCAGCAUGAAAAGAAGUCAAGGAAAGUAGCGAUACGAGAGUCAGCUGAACGUCUGGCCCUGAAGAAAACGUUAGAAGAGACUGAGGAAUUUCACAGAAAGCUGAAUGAAGAUAAACUUUUACAUGCUCCUGAGUUUGUUAUCAAGCCUCGUUCCCAUACUGUCUGGGAGAAACAGAAUGUCAAAUUACAUUGUACUGUGACUGGCUGGCCAGAACCCCGUCUUACAUGGUACAAAAACAAUGUGCCCAUCAAUGUGCAUACUCACCCUGGCAAGUAUUUCAUUGAAAGUCGAUAUGGGAUGCACUCACUGGAGAUUAACAAAUGUGAUUUUGAAGACACCGCUCAGUAUCGAGCUUCUGCUAUGAAUGUUAAAGGAGAACUUUCAGCUUAUGCUUCCCUUGUGGUAAAGAGAUAUAAGGGAGAGUUUGAUGCAAGUUAUUUUCAUGCUGGAACUGUUACCAUGCCUCUCAGCUUUGGUGUUACCCCCCAUGGCUAUGCUUCCAAAUUUGAAAUCCACUUUGUUGACAAGUUUGAGGUAACCUUUGGGAGAGAAGGAGAGACAAUGAGUCUGGGUUGUACAGUUAUCAUUCAUCCCGACAUUAAGCGCUUCCACCCAGAGAUCCAGUGGUACAGGAAUGGUGUUCUUAUUACACCAUCCAAGUGGGUCCAGAUGCAUUGGAGUGGGGAGCGGGCUACGUUAACCCUUGCUCAUGCUAACAAGGAGGAUGAAGGUCUUUACACUCUUCGUGUGGUCAUGGGGGACUACUAUGAACAGUACAGUGGUUAUGUCUUUGUUCGAGAUGCAGAUGCUGAAAUGCCAGGAGCCCCAGCUUCUCCACUGGAUGUGGAGUGCUUGGAUGCUAACAAGGAUUAUGUCAUCAUCUCCUGGAAACAACCUGCUGUUGAUGGUGGAAGCCCCAUCCUUGGAUACUUUAUUGAUAAAUGUGAGGUUGGCACCACUCACUGGACCCAAUGCAAUGAGACUCCGGUGAAGUUUGCUCGUUUCCCUGUCACGGGUUUGAUAGAAGGUCGCUCCUAUAUAUUCCGAGUCCGGGCGGUGAAUAAAGCUGGAAUAAGCAUACCAUCACGGGUUUCUGAGCCUGUGGCGGCUCUGGAUCCCGCUGACAGAGCUAGGCUUAGAAGUCACCCUUCUGCUCCCUGGACAGGACAGAUUAUUGUCACUGAGGAAGAACCUGCAGAGGGUGUUGUUCCCGGCCCGCCAUCAGAUCUCCAUGUUAUUGAAGCCACCAAGAACUAUGUUGUGCUUAGCUGGAAACCCCCUGGAGAACGGGGUCAUGAGGGUGUCAUGUACUUUGUGGAAAAGUGUACUGCAGGCACAGAGAACUGGCAGAGAGUGAACACUGAGAUCCCUGUAAAGUCUCCUCGCUUUGCUGUUUUUGACUUGGCUGAAGGGAAAUCUUACCGUUUCCGUGUUCGCUGUUGUAAUUCAGCUGGCAUUGGUGAGCCCUCAGAAGCAACUGAAGCUACUGUGGUGGGUGACAAACUUGAUAUUCCCAAAGUCCCAGGCCGUAUUAUACCAACCAGGAAUACAGAUACCUCAGUGGUUGUCACUUGGACAGAAUCUAAAGGUGCCAAGGAGUUGGUUGGGUACUACGUAGAAGCAAGCAUAGCUGGAUCUGGCCAUUGGGAACCAAGCAAUAACAAUCCAGUGAAAGGCACAAGAUUCAUUUGCCAUGGACUCCUCACUGGUGAGAACUACAUUUUCCGAGUCAGAGCUGUUAAUGCAGCUGGACUCAGUGAAUAUUCACAGGAAUCAGAGGCUAUUGAAGUCAAAGCAGCCAUUGGGGGAGGAUUGCUUCAUGCUGCCCCAUCUCCACCUUAUGACAUCACUGUACUUGAAAGUGUUCGUGACUCAAUGGUGCUAGGAUGGAAACAGCCCAAAAUCAUUGGCGGAGCUGAAAUUACUGGCUACUAUGUGAACUAUCGUGAAGUGAUUGAUGGAGUUCCUGGAAAAUGGAACGAGGCCAACAUUAAACCAGUUAGUGAGAGGGCCUACAGGAUUCACAAUUUGAAGGAAAACAUGGUGUACCAAUUCCAAGUGGCUGCUGCUAACCUAGCUGGGGUCGGCACACCCUCCCCACCUACUCGAUCCUUCAAAUGUGAAGAAUGGACCAUUGCUGUUCCAGGACCACCCCAUGAUCUCUUAUGCACUGAAGUUAGAAAAGACUCUUUGGUUUUACUGUGGAAACCACCAGUUUACAUUGGCCGUAAUCCUGUAACUGGUUACUAUGUUGAUGUAAAGGAAACAGAAGCAACAGACGAACAUUGGAGGAGUGUCAAUGAGAAGCCAAUUGCAAAUAAAUUCUUAAAGGUCAGUGGCCUAAAGGAAGGUGUCAGCUAUCUAUUCCGGGUGCGAGCAACAAAUCAGGCUGGUGUCGGGAAACCUUCUGAUACCACUGACCCUGUCAUAGCAGAAACACGACCAGGAACUAAAGAAAUGGAAGUAGAUGUGGAUGAUAAUGGAGUCAUUUCCCUGAACUUUGAAUGUGACCAGAUGUCUCCAGACUCUAAGUUUGUCUGGUCCAAGAAUUAUGAACCAAUUGAGGAUGAAUCUCGAUUAGCCUUUGACGCCAAAGGCGGAAAGUCAAAAGCUGCUUUUAAAGAUCUUGGGGAAGAUGAUUUGGGCAUUUACUCUUGUGCUGUCACAGACACUGAUGGAGUUUCAUCAAGCUACACAGUAGAUGAGGAAGAGAUGAAACGCCUGCUCGCUCUCAGCCAUGAGCACAAAUUCCCAACUGUCCCACUUAAGUCUGAGCUGGCAGCUGAACUUCUGGAGAAGGGACAAGUGCGAUUCUGGCUGCAGGCUGAAAAGCUGUCUGGCAAUGCAAAGGUCAACUUUGUAUUUAAUGACAAGGAAAUUGUUAAUGGAGAGAAAUAUAAGAUGAAGGUGGACCAUAAUACUGGCCUUAUUGAAAUGAUCAUGGAUAAAAUUGAGGACAACGAUGAAGGGACUUAUACCUUCCAGCUUCAGGAUGGAAAAGCAACGAACCAAUCCAGUCUUGUCCUUAUUGGUGAUGUGUUCAAGAAGCUACAGAAUGAAGCAGACUUUCAGAGGCAAGAGUGGUUCAGGAAACAAGGUCCUCAUUUUGUUGAGUAUCUGGGAUGGGAAGUUACCGCUGAUUGCAAUGUGUUGUUGAAAUGCAAGGUGGCUAAUAUUAAGAAGGAAACGCACAUUGUUUGGUACAAAGAUGGAAGGGAGAUAAUGGUGGAUGAGGAGCAUGACUUUAAGGAUGGCGUAUGUACUCUGCUGAUAUCAGAGUUUUCCAAGAAAGAUGCUGGUAAUUAUGAAGUAAUACUGAAGGAUGACAGAGGAAAGGACAAAAGCAAACUGAAACUUGUGGAAGCAGCUUUUGCAGAUCUGAUGAAUGAAGUGUGCAGAAAGAUUGCUGUAUCUGCAACAGAACUGAAAAUCCAGAGCACAGCAGAGGGUAUCAGAUUAUUCUCUUUUGUUAAUUAUUACUUGGAAGAUCUGAUGGUGAGCUGGUUACACAAUGAUGCCAAGAUUAAGUAUACAGACAGAGUUAAGACUGGUGUUACUGGGGAGCAGAUCUGGUUACAGAUCAAUGAGCCAACUCCACAGGACAAGGGCAAAUAUAUAAUGGAGCUCUUUGAUGGUAAAACUACACAUACAAGGAAGCUGGAUCUUUCUGGACAAGCCUUUGAUGAAGCCUGUAUUGAAUUCCAAAGAUUAAAACAAGCUGCUGUUGCAGAAAGAAAUCGUGCCCGGAUACUUGGAGGUUUGCCCGACGUUGUCACCAUCCAGGAAGGCAAGGCGCUUAAUCUUACUUGCAAUGUCUGGGGAGAUCCUGUCCCAGAGGUUACGUGGCUGAAGAAUGAGAAACCGUUGACAGCAGAUGCCCACUGCAUCCUGAAAUAUGAAUCUGGAAAAAGCGCCAGCUUCACUAUGACUGGUGUUAACACAAUCGACUCUGGGAGAUACGGCAUUUUGGUGAAAAACAAAUACGGCACAGAAACAAGUGAUUUCACUUUUCCCUUGCUGUAGUAAUGACAGCUCUGUGAGGAUCAAACAGGUAAGUGCUGAUGGUAAUUAAAUCCUUGCCAUUUGUGGUUUAGUGUGUAGCCCUUAUUCAUGUGAGGAGUCCAUUGGAUGCAGGAUUGACCUCUGAAGUCUAGUGUAUGAAAGAGUAACUGUAAUUUUGAUAGCUUUAAAAUUUGAGAAAUUUCUUUUUCUAAAAGUAAGAACACUAUAAAACAUUCAGCAUGAAACACAAACCAUGCAACAUUUGCCCAGUUUGGGUUUUUUUGUUAUAAAUCUGAAGCUGAGCUCAGGUUCUCUCCAAAAGAUUCAUAACCUUGACAGACAUUUUGAAUUAACCUAGGCUGACUUCUGUUUGAAAUCCUGCAGAACUUACAGUUUCUAAUAGAUUGCUAAGAAAUCAGCAGAAAAGUGACACUCAAGGGGUACAAAUCCCCUGUAGAUCAAAACUGAAGAGAAGGGAUUGUGAAAACUUUUGUGACCUGAAAUUACUAAAUUUUGUAUGGCUUAGGUAACAGGACAAAUUUUAAUGCAUUUAUCAACAUUGAUGUAGGUCAUUGUUGCACUGGAAUAGUAACAUUUUGACUAAUUUCUAAGAAAGGUUGAAGAUUUUGAAUGUAUGCAUCCAAAGCAAAACCUAUCUAUGUUUAUGCAGUAACUGACUUCAAUUGCAACACUUAUAUAAGUAAGGCAAGCAGGAUUUGUCUGGUAGGUCUGAUCCACCAAAGCAUUUAAGUAUGUGCUUAACUUUAAGCACAAGUAGUCCCCUGGUUUCAAUGGAACAACUAACAAGCUUAAAGUUUAAGCAGAUGCGUAAAUACUUUGGAUGAAGGCUUAAGGAAUUAAAAAGAUCAACUGGGACUUUGUUUUCACAGAAUUUCUAUAUAUUAAACAAAGUAAAAGUGCUUCUUACUUUUUAUUUUCAAAGCAGGGAAAGUAGCCUCAUUGUUUAAUAUGCCAUGAUUAACCUUCUGAAAUUUAAAUACAAAUGUUGCCAAUGAAUUUGAUACUUUCACUUAAUAUGAUAUGAAGCCAAUUGAAAGCUGAUAAUUAGAUCAUUCCAUUUUAGGCCCAGAAUUUACACUAUAAUUAUAAACCACAAUUGACUAAACCUGCUCCAAGUUACACUUUUGCAUCAUCAGUGAAAUCAAUAGGAUUUCAGAGGUGUAGCUGAGAGCAUAGUUUGGCCAUUUCUCAUUGGAGUAGUAGAUUAACUAAACUUUCUUAUUUCUUGCAAGUAUAUUUUUAAUACAGUUUCAUUUUUC